UGUAAACACCAUCCUCUCUGAUCAUAUUAUUGUGCGCAAUGACCAAUUCAAAACAAUACACCGUUUGCUGAAUCUUUAUUCUCGAGAGGAUAGGUUGAAGUCUAUUUUGUGCUUUUUAUUACAACUCAGUUUGCACUAUGCUUCAGCUAAACGACACGGUUGAGCCAAUGAGUCCGGGGGCUGCGGUCCUUCAUCCGGCAGAGGCUGAGGAUGGAGUCGAGGUUGCCUUCACACCGCCGGGGGCCAGAGGGAGCUUUGGGUAUAGUUCUUCUGUAGCAUGUUGCUCCCCCUUACAAACAUUAACGCCGUUUCAUGUCCACAACCCAACAAUGCAAGCGAAAGUGAAGGAUUAUUUCGUCUUCAGGCCAGGGACCAUUGAACGAGCAGUGAAUGACAUCAGAACAGUGGGCCUGCCUUCAGAGGAUGGAGAAGUGCUGAGUGUGUGGCUACUUGCAGAAGUUGACCACUGGAACAACGAGAAGGAGAGACUGGUGCUCAUAACUGACAGGUCCCUGCUGGUUUGCAAGUAUGACUUCAUCAACCUGCUGUGUCAGCAGGUCAUCAGAAUCUCCCUUAAUGCCGUGGACACCAUCUCAGUGGGCGAGUUUGAGUUCCCGCCCAAAUCCCUCAACAAGAGGGAGGGCUAUGGGAUUCGGGUUCAGUGGGACAAACGCCCACGCCCCUCCUUCGUGAACCGCUGGAAUCCCUGGUCCACAGACAUGCCCUAUGUCACCUUCACUGAGCACCCCAUGGCCCGUGCCGACGAGAAAGUGGCCUCUCUCUGCCAGAUGGACAUCUUCCGGACCCAGCUGGUUCAGGCAGUGAAGAAGGCCCACAAGGAGUUUGCCAUUCCGGGCAGGGCCAACGGAGUUCUGAUCCUAGAGAGGCCCCUCCUCAUCGAGACCUACCUGGGCAUCAUGUCCUUUAUCAACAAUGAGGCCAAGCUGGGCUACUCCAUGACCAGGGGAAAGAUUGGCUUCUAAUGUUCCCACAGUGACCCUCUUAUUCCACAGCAGUGGGAGCGCUGUCAAACUGUGUGUUUUAUGAGUGUGUGUCUGUCUGCUCGUGGAAUGCUGACAAUGUGGCUGUGUCAUACCCAACGCUUGAGUAUAACCGGCGGGCAGCCAUGGUGUGCAGUAAGCCUGAGUUCUCUCCACUCCUGCCACAGUGCUCUCAUGCAAAGGUAUGUUUUCCAUUUGCCAUAAUUAUUUAACCCCUGAGUGGAGAGACCUACAGUAUGUGAAUUUGGUGUGUUUGUGCGAUUAGGGAAUGUCGCUAGUUGUGGGUACAGUGCAUACUGUUUACCUUGCCAUUGUGAAAAUACUGUAAUACACACCUGACUUAGUGUCCAUGGAAGUUAACAUUAGUGUGGGCCUUUUGUGCAGUACGAGGGCAUGGUUAGGUGCUUUAACUUUAGGUAUAAGAGUGGGCUUUAUCAGUGCUCGUUAUUACAGAAACUGAUGCAAUGAGCUUUGCAUAAUCAAGCGGUCUACCCAUUAUUUUCAACCUGAGACGCCUUGCAAAAUAGCAGAUUUUUGCAUUAGCCAGAUUGGCUCUAAAAUCCAUCAUAUUGGGAAGUUGUAGUGGUAAGAUUUGAGAAUUAAUGCAGCUGCCGGUGCUACAAUCUGCUUUUUCAGUCAAAAUUAUGACCACGUUAUUUACUAUAUUUUACAUUGUUUGGUGCAAGCCCACCUACAGAUAUUCCCUUGUGACAAUUUUCUUAAAUUGAUUAGGCCUACUCGUCUCCAUUUCUAGAAAACACACAGCCUUUAUCGUCCUCAUGCUAGGCUAGUUAAUGCAAAGGAUUAGGUUCUAUGAAAAUGUGAUGUCUAACGUUGGGGUGAGUAGCUGCCGGAGAAUUGUUGUGGAAUAUGUUACUUUAGCAUUAGCUACAUAGCAUGAGGACGAGAAAGGCAGUUUAAUUCCGAACUAGCAGUAUUAUGAUUUGACGUCAGGCAUUGUGGGAUAAUUAAGAGUACAGUGACACCUUCCAUGCCUGGAUUGAGGUACGUUUUCAUACCCGUUUGAUUCUUAGUGUUGACCGGUAUAGAAAUGUCUAGAAGGGGGGGAAAAAUCCUUUCUACAUAUCGUUUCACCAAACAAUCUACUACACAAAUCUUGCUCGGAGGCUAAAAUAGUCUUAUCGACCAUGGGAAUAAAAAUGGUGGCCAUCUUAGAUUACGUUGAUCUAUUAGUCAACUAUUCAAGUAACUAACUAGUUAGGGCUGUAGCCAUAGUCUGACAUAAACCUCAAAGAAAAGCAACAAGUUAAAUUGGAUACAGCAUUUGAAUGUAAAGGUCUCCUUUUACCAAGCUCGUACGGCUUUGCCGCAGACCUUUUGAUCAGUAGCUCUCAGGAACAGAAUAAUCAAUUUCUGUUCAAGUAUUUGGAAAGGACUAUAGUGAAAUAGUUCCAUGCCAUUGUUUUUUUUCUCCUGAGGACCUCCCUGCCCCCACCUUUUAAUGGAUCUUCCCCUCCCUGCUCCACAACUCUUACUAUUUGUUAUUAACCCUCUUGGCCUCUGCUUUACUGAUUUGUCACUUCCAUGUCGACAUUAGAAUGCUUGAGUGCUUGCUCGGUGAGAACAUCCACCUCAUUCCCUUCUACUCCCACAUGAACCUUAAAUACCCUCAACCUAAACAAGCACAAAUUUAAAUGUAUCACUGCACAGGAGCCAAUCUAAGGAAGUGACUUAUUGUAUAAGGGCCAAUAACAGGAAGUGACCAAGAAAGCCCCAAUUACAUUUGAAACAUUCUUCCAUCAUUCACAAUGGUUGAUGGGCGUUCAAUUUUGUUUCUAAACAGAGUAAGAUGUCAUUCUUGCAUGGGAUCUAAGCUGAAUAUUUCUAAAUAUGCAACUAAAACAAAGUCAAGAAAUCCAGGAACCAGAUUUAAACUGGUUUGAAAUACAAUCUUCCUCAUCCAUUCACCAGAGAAGAAUCUGGUUGUUAGGCCUUUGCUUUACACAAGAUCAUGCUUUAAUGAACUAAGAUGUCUGUCCAACUACCUUUUUUCCCACCCCUGGUCUAAAUGUAGCAUGCAUGUUUUGCAUGCCGUCUCUGUUCAACUUGGAAAAUGCUCCAGAAUAGCAUAUACUGAAUUGAUGCAGGCUGUGUUACAAAAAGAAAACUAGCACGGUCACCAACGUGAGGCAAUUGCCUACAUUACUUUGAUAUUUCAUACUGGGUAAAUCUGUUAUCCGACCCAUUUGCAGAUUGGUUUGACUCAUAACGCUGACUAUAUGCUCAUACUGACCUUGCUUAUUAAAUAAAUA
Salvelinus namaycush (lake trout) is the source of this 3274-nucleotide messenger RNA. RefSeq names its product tumor protein p63 regulated 1-like (gene tprg1l). Bases 138 to 983 code for a protein of 281 amino acids. Lineage: Eukaryota; Metazoa; Chordata; Actinopteri; Salmoniformes; Salmonidae. Gene Ontology annotation, cellular component: cytoplasm. The transcript is spliced from 6 exons. The record is from RefSeq and is a predicted model, not a curated record.